AUGGAACAAUGGCGUGAACGCGGAUAUGUUCCUGACUCUGAUGAGGGAGACGAAUUCGAUAGUCAGGAAUUGCUUGGUGGUGGAGGAGAGGUGACUGUUACCAACGACGAGACGGAAGUUGGAGAACACAACAGUGAGAUUCAACAUGAUGGAAGUGAAGAUGAAGAGGAGGCCGUGGCUGAAGAGGAGACCAGAGAAGAAGGUGAACAUACGUUAAAUCAGAGCUCUCAGCAUACGCAAUUUGAGACAGAAGGUCUUGAUACAGAUCCGCUACAGGAUGAUUACCAGACAAUCUUGCAGGCUUUCUUGAGCCCGAGUAAGGGAAGCAGGCAGAAGCCUGAUGGCCAUGACUGUCUAGAGACUGCCGUCUCGCAGGUAGAACCGCCGUCUUCUCCGGAUGCACUGCAAUUCGAGGAAUUCCGUUCUCAGCCCCUGCAAACACCUCUCGCCAAGGCGACUGAGCUCCAAGACGUGGACAAAAAAUUUGACAACAGUCUAAACUCGUCUCCAUUGUCAUCUGUACCACCGCUCCUGGACUCUCCACCUUCCCGAGAAAAGUCACUAGCACCACCGCAAAGGGAUGACGGGAGUGAUCCGCAGCCGCGGGGAGAAACUAUACAAUCCAAUGACGGCGAUAUUAACAUGGCCGACCUAGGCCUUUUGGAAUGGCAGAACCAGAAUCACCGGAGGGCCUUAAGACAACGAAAUGCCAUUCAAUUACAUCCUUACAUGCUGGAAAACGCUCAGUAUAGAUCGCUCAUGAGGAACAGAGGUGUGCAGCCGGUUCGGAUGCCUAAUGAUGAACCUCACUCCCGCAAGAAUGUAGGGGAAAAUCAGAGCUUUGAUUCGCAAGACGAGAAUGUUCCACCGUCAAGUAGUCCUGUCUAUUUUCCGCCUUCUUCUCCUGAUAUUUAUGAUCAUUCGGGUUUGAGCCAGUCACUGAGUGACCGUAAUGGAGCCAUAGACCGAGGGAUUGGUCUAAGAGCCCUUCAUGAUACCAAUGCUCGACUCCGUUCUGUAAAAUCUAACCAGACGGGGAGCAAGCGACGUAAGAUUGCUCAUCCAGGGAAUGUUCGCCCAUCAGAAAAUCCUGUCCAAAGCAAAGGGGCGAGGAUCCAGGUCGUUAUCAGUGGUAGUCCAGCUAAGGAGAAAGAUGAGCUUUCCAAACUAUACGACAUUUUCGAUGUACCUCCUUCUCCUCCUUCGUCUGGGGAAGGAUCAUCAACUCUUCCAAGAGACCCGACCACUUUUAGAUUCCCGCCUGGGUUCACACCUCCUAAGCAUAAGACUCUGCUACAGACCCCGCUAUCUGAAAAAGGGUCGCAAGCCCAACCUCCUGAAACUAUCCCCAGUGAUCCAUCUUCUGUGAUUGAACAAGAUGAAGAAGACGUCACAGUCAUCCCAAAUGAGCCCACAGAUGAAUCUGCAUCGGACAACCCAGAAAAGGAUUCCUUUAUAAUUAGACAGAUACAACGACAGAUAAAGGGAGUUCUGCCAGCUUCAUUUGCUAGACUUGACCACGAAAAACAUGAGCAAUAUAAGAGACAAGCUGCAGAGAAGGAGCGUCGAAGGGUAUUGAAUCGAGAACGUAGGACAGGCAAAGGAGUUGCACAGCCUGUAUCACGUAGGGAACGGGCCGAGAACCAGGAAACACCCACCCGGACCAGGAAUUUUGACUUAUUUAGCGACUCCGAGUCUGAUGAUACCAGGCCAGUUAGAUCACAGCAGCAAAAUGAACGGGAAUCACGAGAACAAGAACGACUUGAACGUCAUUUUGGUUUAUUUAACGACGACGAUGAUAUCCCUGAAGACAAUCGCAUUGAUUACAUGGCUCCUCCAGUUUCACGCCGCCCUAGGUCAAAAAAGAAAUCCACUGAGAAACGGAAGUGUCAGUCCUCAGGAAUAAUCAGCGCCGAACCUAGGUCGACCUGGAGUUCCGAGCCGCAAAGGAAACUACAGACGAGAAUCACUGAUACCAUAGGCCAUUGGCGAAAAUCAAAACCUACGGAACCACGACCACCUAAGCUAGGUAUCUUAGAUGCUGAGGAUGUUAGUGGCCAACGUGUUCAUACGCAGCCACAAUUCUUACGAAUUGCUGCUCGACAAGCCCGUUCACGUAGAGAUAAGGGGCGUCGAAGCCCAUCUCAUAAGGUAUUGAAGCUUGCCACAAAGGCUGAUACGCAUGACGCAAAUGCCUCGCUCCGUAACUGGCGGGCAGGAAAAUAUAAACCUGCCCCAAGUACAAGUUCUGCACGGACAAGAGGGAUACCAAAGUCUCAGAGCAGAGCUUGGCCUUCAUCUACCGUCUCAGGGACUGCUGGGGUAGCCAGAGAUCCAACCCGAAGGACGGGACUGAUACCCGAAGCAGAAUCCGAGCCAAUAGUAAUUGAUGAUGACGGCAGCUCAACUGAACAACCAACCCGGACCAACCCAAAUAAAAAACGGCAAAAGUUGAAAAAUAAUUGGGUGAUUCAACAUCCAUAUGGUAUUUCGUCUUUUCAACGACAUGUUCCGAGGCCCGCACAGCUGGAUGUUGAGGACAUUUCUACCGACCUUCCCCAACGGCCAUCUACAUUUCAUGGGACCCUUUCCGCACUUCGUAAGGCAUAUAAAACGUCGGGUCGGCCUUUAACGCUGACAAGAUUCCUCAGCGAAACACAAAAGCCACAGCCACCACAGCCUGCAAUAGACAAUACCGUUAUUUCAGAGAAUGAACCAGAUCAUUCUUCUACGAAGAAAGAAAUCAAGAAGCGACGGAUAACAAAAAGGAAACGGCAACCCAAACAUAUAAACAUCGAAACAUUCGAGUAUCGGCAACCUCCUGACUUUGACAAUGGAAUUGGUGACACUGCUUCUAUUGUGGGCCUAGAAGAUGACGAUACAAUGCUGCCUGGACUACAUCGUCCUGAACGGCCCUACAAACUUGACUUUGAUACCCAUCCAUUAUACAUUGGUACAUACUAUCAUCAGUCAACGUUUAUUGGGAGUGGAAAAUUUUCUCAGUCCCUGCAUAUACUAUCUCGAGAUUUAGACAUUGACAAUGGCCAUUCAACUAUCCGUCAUGGGGAUAAAGUCUACAGUUGGGGCUCGUGGAAUGAGACUGUGUCAUCAGAACUUGGAGAUUCAUUCGUUUUCUUAGCAUCGUCGAACAGCCCUCAACAAACGAUAGAUGGUAUGACCACUGUGCCAACUUCAAUUACGACCCAAGUGUUGGAGCUCUAUCAAUCCAUCAUUUGCUAUAUUUCAGAGCAUUUGAGCUUUAUAGAUCCUGUCGAUCGCUCCAACCUCGUUUCCAGGUGCACUGGCUUUGUCUCCCAGCUAACCGAGACACAUCUGUCUAGCCUAGACCCUGAAGCAAACGUAACAACUCUCAUGGCUGGGAUUGAGAUGUUCAACCUGGUGUUUUUGAACCAAUUGUUACAGAUCUCAAAACAUGAAACUGUGGACUCGUCCAGGGUCGGCCCCAUUGUUGACCUGAUGAGGAUUUCAGCUCAGCGGACAAUGGAUUUUACCCUAACGCAAGCUGGGAUACGGAGUAUCCAACAAUUCCUAGAGGAUAAUAGGAAGCUUGAAAAACGUGAAACUGGCAUUCGAGAUGAUUAUCCGUUCGUUGAUGCAUUUGUGAUUGCUCAGAUAAUACUCCAGCAAACACAUGUAAAGGACAUGGGUGUUGAAGUACGGUUCUUGGACCGGGCUAUGGCAUUAUCUCAUAAUGUUCAGGGCUUGGAGCGGAUUUGGGAGGCACUUUUUAUCUCUCUUCCUUCCAAGAGAUUGAUGAGUUCGUUGACGGCAAACGUCCUUGAAUCAUACCGGUCAAGACCCAAAGAGCAGUGGGCCUCGCUGAAUAAUUAUAUGCGGACACUCCUCCAUCGUUGUUUUAUUCUCAUCAAGAACUGGGGUUGGCAACAUUGCAAACCAAUACUCGAGAUGUUCUUUGAUUUUUUCACCGGAAACUCGCUUCAUGAUCUCGAGAAAGAACCAGUGCAUGGGUCACCCCGGUUUCUUGACCAGCUCGAUUCAGACCCAGUACUCGAAAUAGAAGCGACAGACACCUGCUUUCGCCUGUUCUUGAAGAUUAUCACGGUGGGACUCAGGUAUUUGAGUAGUUUACUUGAGCCAAAGAAGGUUUUGAACCUAGUUUGGCGUCUGCUGCCUAACCAUGGCCGAACAUACCCUAAAGAGAAGCCUUUACGAGUGGAAGACUUGAAUGCCCUUAGAAAUCACCAUGAUCUUCUCUGCGCAUUGUAUUGCUGCGCGCCAAAGGGAUGUCGUCCCCACCUUAACACUAUCCAGCGUCUUGUCCAUCCUCCUACCUCUCAUAAAGAUGCGUGCAGCAUUAACAUUCACUCUUGGUCAAGAUUGGUUAGGUUUACGCUUGCUAAGGACAAAGAUGCAUCGGAUUUGGGCAAAUUUGCAGAAUGGCAUGGUGAUUUCAUUAUAGAGAUAUUGAGACAGCACUCUCAAGCACGGAGUGAAAUAGAAGCAGAGGUCCCUGCUGCCACUUUCUUUCCUCGUCAAUACAUCGAAGGCGCCAUUGUUAAGAAUGAAAGGCAUGCCGAAGCUUUAAUAAGUGAUGCUCUUGUCUGUAUGAAGUCAGCUAUAGAUGCGACCAAAAAUAUGGAUCAAGCAGCAUUGUUAAUGGAGAAGAUGCCCCUUGGAAAGAUAUUUGGGCUUUUCAACCCCAAAGUGAAGCGUCGAGACGCGGUGAUUUGCCAGGUUUUGGACGUCGUCAAUUCCUUUACGAAAUCUGACAACAGCCCAACUGCGUCGGUCAGCCUUGAGGAGCAAGUUGAGCCAUCAGAAACAAAUGAGGACAGUCAGGAUGACUGGCUUGAUUUAUGCCAGGAACAACUGGAAGUUUCCAGCGCCGGCUCGUCCUAUCUGAAUCGUUCGAUUGCACCAGCGCUUUCUCAGUUUGUCUCAACCUGCUUUGGAGUGGAUCAGACACCGGAUGACUCUAUUCUUAUUAAAAUAAUUAACACCUGGUUGGCUGUGGCGCAUACGAGAGUUAAGCAUGGGAUGCGGCAAUGGAGCAGCUACUUCAACCGCUACGACCAAGAUUCCUGGCCAGCGUUGAAGUCAACAGACCAAACGCGCAGGUUUAUGCCGUAUUUCUUGUCUCGGUUGAUAUUAAGUGACCCGGCAUCAUAUGAAGAGUGCAGGUCUCAUAUCUUGACUUAUUGGAGUGCUUCGCUUGUGGAACGAGAGUUAUUUCUGAAAUAUCAACAUGAGUUGACAAACGCCCUUUUAAACGAAGAUUACAACAACCCUCUGUUCCGGAAUCUACCAUUCGCCGUCAACAGGACCACGGGUAAAUAUGAGAUAACGUUGUCGGACUUUUGCCAAAGACGAGUCUCCCUCGUUUCGUGUGUGCUAUCGAAUAUGCGACUACAUAUAUCAGACCUUUCACCCAGCCAGAUCUAUGCUCCUAACGGAUUCGGAGAAAUGUACCAAGAAAUGAUCCGGGCUAUGAUGGCGACCAUGAGGCAGAAUUCCGAGGAAGUAGGAAAGACAGUGGUACCGGGCUCCUAUGUCGACUUCGUCCAUCGAGUUGUUGAGUUUUUACAGGUGCAUGCGGAGGAUAUAUGUCCUGUCGACAAAUAUUUCAUGGAUCCAGCGUCAUUCCCCUUACCGGCAUCCGACCCCAAUUAUGUUGUGGCCAAACUCAAGAGAUAUGCAGGGCGGAUAUCUGGUGGUAGCAAGUUUGCAAAGCAGCUUGUUACUUUCAUCCAAGGUGUUUCUGAACGAGCAGCAAUCGAUGCACAGCAGAGUUACCUUGCUGGCCAAUUCUAUGAAGCCAUGUCGGGUGCCCCUGAUAUCGGGGGCUAUCAGAGGCCAACCCUUCGGUGCUUUCUUCUUCAGUGUGUUAUUCCCGAAUAUGUGGCGGCAUCUCUCAAUCACCCUACGGCAUGGAUUCUAGCCCGUCCUCUUAUCCAAGCUACCACGCGUGUAUUCUCUGAUUUAAUGCUCACCGUCGACUGCACAAAACAAGACGAGGUUGACAUUAAUAUUUCUUCGAUUGCAGAAUACUUCAAAGCAGCCCACACCGCCUUGCAGUGUCUCAUCGAUGAUCCAGGCCUCUUACAAGAUGCAUCUGUGCUACUAACUCUCACGUCCAUCUUCGAGAGUAUUAUUGCAUCUCUCGCAAUAGUAGAUUAUCUUGACCGAUUGGGCCAGGGGGUCACCCACCUCUUAUCCUACAUUGAAUUCUUCGGGCAGACCGCGUUAUUCAGCCUGUCUUCUCUCCUCGACCCCCCUGCAAUCACUCGGCCAUAUCUUCGCAAUGAUAAACCAGACUCAUUGGGCUCCCAAGCUAUCAAGCCCCCAGCAUUCUUCACGGAGUCUCGCAGCUUUGCUGCCCGUGAACUUGAGUCCUGGCUGGAAGACAACUGGGCACUUCAUGAUGGAAAGUAUUUUGUCCGCCGUGGGCAACAAUAUGCAAAGAUUGAUAUCAAUCCUGGCAUCUUAUCUGUGGAGGUUGCAAAAACAGCCUUCAUACAAACUAUCCGGCUUCUUUUCGGCUCUAUUGAAACGUUAGGUCUUCUCUAG
Molecule: messenger RNA, 6549 nt
Organism: Microsporum canis CBS 113480
Lineage: Eukaryota; Fungi; Ascomycota; Eurotiomycetes; Onygenales; Arthrodermataceae
Exons: 2
Coding region: 1-6549 (2182 amino acids)
Biological process (GO): double-strand break repair via homologous recombination; replication fork processing
Cellular component (GO): Cul8-RING ubiquitin ligase complex; nucleus
Source: RefSeq, a predicted model, not a curated record